This is a messenger RNA of Camellia sinensis, 850 nucleotides long. RefSeq names its product NEDD8-conjugating enzyme Ubc12. The record is from RefSeq and is a predicted model, not a curated record. Lineage: Eukaryota; Viridiplantae; Streptophyta; Magnoliopsida; Ericales; Theaceae.
CCUCAAAUCCACCUAAUAAUAUCUUUCUGUAUCUCCGUUGAUUGUUGCAAGCAGGAAAUAUGAUUAAGCUCUUUAAAGUGAAGGAAAAGCAGAGGGCUGAAAACGCCAGUGGGCCAACACUUGUUAAGAAACAAAGUGCUGGGGAAUUACGCCUUCAAAGAGACAUUGGUGAAUUGAACCUACCAAAAAGUUGUACCAUGGCAUUUCCCAAUGGCAAGGAUGACUUGAUGAACUUUGAGGUUACCAUUCGACCUGAUGAAGGAUACUACUUAGGUGGUACAUUCAUAUUCACUUUCCAAGUUCCAGCGGUGUACCCUCACGAGCCACCAAAGGUCAAGUGCAAGACUAAGGUUUAUCAUCCUAACAUCGAUUUGGAAGGAAAUGUUUGCCUUAACAUUCUACGAGAAGACUGGAAACCUGUUCUCAAUAUAAAUACCAUAAUCUACGGACUAUAUCAUCUCUUCACGCAACCUAAUUGCGAAGAUCCCCUCAAUCACGAUGCUGCUGCCAUAUUGAGAGAUAACCCGAAGAUGUUUGAAUCAAACGUGAGAAGGGCAAUGUCUGGUGGUUAUGUAGGGCAGACCCACUUCCCCCGGUGCAUGUAGUAGUAGCUCUACUUGUACAUCAAGAUUCAUUGAUCAAAGUUCCAAAAGUUGGAAAUUGGUUAGUGCUUUGCUUUUCUGUGUUGUAUUGUAUUGUUUGGGAACUAAAAAUCUUGGAAAGCAUACGAGUGUGCUCACUUGGAAGGUGUCUCUGUAUUCUGGUGUAACCUGUAAUAGGACUGACUGGUAUUCCCUUUUGUUGAAUUCAAUAUGUGAAACAGCAGGAGAUUGUGGUUUUUUUUAAUAUA